AUGAUCUUCGUUGAGGAGACUUUUGCAAAGCUUCUCUGUGCACCGAGGCCUGGCAUGCGGCGGCUUGGCUUGAAAGGACCGUUCCCAAUAAAGAGCUGCGGCCAUGACAUCGGUCAGUCAGACGUGGUAGGCAUCCUCAAGGCCGUAGAUUCACCGGAGAUUGUUGCAGUCGAACUGACCGCCUUUACGCUUGCAGACGGCGUACUUCUGGGCCACUCGCCCCGCAACCGCAGCGCUAAACGCUUGCGAAGUUGCGAGUGGCAGCUUAUGAGACAUUAUGUUGUGAAGGGCCUCGUCGCCCGCACCACGGCCUCGAACAUGCCUUUCGUGCUACGACACGAAGCAGGUGCCGUUCGCCUGCUGGGGAUAUCCUUGGAAGCAUGCGAUGGGCAAACCGCGCAGUGGUGCGGCGGCGAAGUUUGGACCAAGCAGGAGAAACCGGUGCCAGCUGCGAGAAAAGGCGGCCACUGGCCAGUAGAGGAUGUGGUCGAUGAUGUCUUGGAUGACGAGCUGCCAGCAUUGCAGGCCGUCGGCCCGGACAGCAAGAAGGACGACUGA
Molecule: messenger RNA, 558 nt
Organism: Symbiodinium necroappetens
Lineage: Eukaryota; Dinophyceae; Suessiales; Symbiodiniaceae
Source: the annotation of a GenBank genome assembly